AUGUGUAUAGAUGUGCUGAAAAAUACAAACCGACAGACCGAGAAAGAGAAAGAUAGAUGGUUUAUAUUAAAGAGCACAAGUCGCUUGACCGAAGAGUCUCAGAAACUUGAUAAUCAAUUUCAACUAUUUUUAAACCCCGAAAAUGAUGAUGAUUAUGACCAACAUGAACAUCAAGACGAUUAUAAACAUGACGAAACAAAAGAUACUUCUUCAGAUUCAUCCAAUCCUAAAUCUCAUUCUUUCCUCGAAUAUCUACUAGAAGAAACCUUAUCUCAAGUUUUUUCGUCUGCUAAUUUUCAAGAUACGGAUCAGCCUAGUGAAAUUAAAUCAGAGUCGAAUGAAUCCUUAAAAACAGUAAUAACUCCUCAAGAUUCAGAAUUCAGUGAUGAGUUACAAUUCGAACAAAAUGGUUCAAAUAUAAAUAUCCCCGAAGACGCGGGACUCAGACCUGGAUCCUGGAUCUUAUUUCCUCAAUUACCAGAGGACAGAGAUGAAGGAGUCGCAAAAUUUAUAGAGUUAACUGAAGCAUUAAAUGUUCCACCUAUCGGACAAGUUCUGCACAUGCUAAAAAUGAAUGAAAUUAAUUUGAAAUCUUAUGGCCUGGAUCCGCGAACCAUGAAAAUAAUUUGCGAAGCAUUAAACUCUAAUACAGCCGUUAAAAUCUUGAAUUUUCAGGAUAAUUGGCUGACCGCAGACGCAUGUUAUCACUUGAACGAUCUUAUUAUAAAUAACAACAUAAUAACCGAGAUUAAUUUGUCUGGGUGUCGUAUCGGAGAAGCGGGGUCUAAAGAGCUAGAAACGGGAAUUAGCUCCGCGGAAUCACUUCAAGAUUUAAAUGUUAGUCGCUGUGAUUUAGGAGAUGAAGGUUUGCAGUACUUAAGCAAAGGUGUCUAUUGUAGCCCGAGUUUGAAAAAGGUCAAUUUUUCUAACAAUAAUUUGAGUAAAAACUGCGCUAGCACUCUUCAAAAAAUGCUCAUUCAAACUGAUAAUUUGGAUGAGCUUAAUUUAUCAUGGAAUUAUUUAAACAGUAGUAAAUUUUGGGAAACUUUUAUCAUUGGAUUGACCACGAAUAAGACUUUAAAAUAUUUGAUUGUAAAUUGGAAUGGAUUGGGUGGAGAAUGUGUACCGUAUUUAACAGAAUACUUAUCAUCUGAUCCAAAUCUUUUGAGAUUGGAUCUCCGAGAUAACAGUUUUACGUCAGUGGAAAAAAUAGCCGAAGCUCUAAUAAAUAAUACAAAAAUGGAAAUAGUUGAAUUGGGAAAUAAUCCCGUGCAAGCGAAGGAAGUUUUUACUUUUAUUCAAGCACUUACUAAGUUGGUAUCGACUUCGGGGCUUAAAAUGAUUGAUCUAGAGAAUAUUUGGGCGGAUAAAGAAGUCUUACCACUUCUGGAUGAUUUAAAAACCCGGAUAGGUCUCGAUGUUACUUUGGGAGGAAUAUUGAGUAAUUAUGAAAUAAUUGGACCAGAUCCGCGAAAGAUUUUUUUAAAAAGGGCUAAUUUUGAAGCCAUGAAACCGAAGAAAAAAAAAUUGAAAAGAAAUUUUGGACAGUUUGUGAUGUCACUGCAGGAUCUAAUAGUUUCUCGCGGUAAAUUUAUCAACUACAUUGAAUAAAAUUUUAUUCUAAUGUUCUGAUUAUUACAGAAGCUUUCAAAAAAUCGAUAAAAUCUGCAAAAGUAAAAUUAUCUGAGUCUUUAAUAACAGAAAUAUCAAAUGCAUUUGAAAUUGGGGAGGAUGCAAUUGACUUAAGUGAUUUAAAAAAAUUCUAUUUAAAAGAAUAUCCUGAAGCAGCCGAACUUCCACCACUCGUUUUGCCCAGAAAGAAACGAAAAAUUAAGAAAACAUCUAAAAAACUAAAAUA
Messenger RNA from Cotesia glomerata, 1858 nucleotides. RefSeq names its product leucine-rich repeat-containing protein 74B-like. The record is from RefSeq and is a predicted model, not a curated record. The coding region runs from base 1 to 1611 and encodes 536 amino acids. The transcript is spliced from 6 exons. Gene Ontology annotation, molecular function: protein binding. Lineage: Eukaryota; Metazoa; Arthropoda; Insecta; Hymenoptera; Braconidae.